Molecule: messenger RNA, 1584 nt
Organism: Asterias rubens (European starfish)
Lineage: Eukaryota; Metazoa; Echinodermata; Asteroidea; Forcipulatida; Asteriidae
Product: meiosis-specific with OB domain-containing protein-like
Exons: 13
Coding region: 21-1526 (501 amino acids)
Biological process (GO): resolution of meiotic recombination intermediates
Molecular function (GO): single-stranded DNA 3'-5' DNA exonuclease activity; single-stranded DNA binding
Source: RefSeq, a predicted model, not a curated record
AUCUCAAAAACACUUGAAUUAUGGCGUGGUCUGGGAAUGUUGGAAGCUUCUCAGGUGACUUCGGGACACAGAAAAGGUGGCCAGACGGAACUCGUGUUCAAAAUAAUUAUCAAAACCCACCAAACAGCUCGGUUGUUGGUAAUUCUGCCGCUUGCAAUGACGGCGGCGAGAUACAGCUAAAGAACAUCACACCGAAUGCAGCAAAUGCAGUCAUUAUUGGACUUGUGAUUUCAAAACAGCAGCCAAAAACAAUUCCAAGUAAAUCAGAUCCAAACAAUGACCGAGGUUUGAUCAGCUUUACAAUUAGAGAUUCUCCUAUGGAUUUCAUCAAUGGAACAUGCUGGGGCUCCGAGAAUUACAUCUUUGACUUGGCUUCAAAGUUCAAAAUUGGAGACAUUGUGGAGAUAAGAAAUCCUCAGAUCCAAAACAAGCAGAAUACGGAGCAAGAGGAACGAUACCGCCCAUGGACUCCAAGUCCAUACCAACUGAGUUUGAGUGAGAAGUAUUCCUCAUUAAGUCUGUAUGGAGGAUGGAACUUGGAUCGCUUCAAUACACUGCAACAUGUUCCAAUCAGAGGCAAUGACAACUACUACACUCUAGCUGAUGUUCUUUCUAACGGCCAGGGUUUACAUGGAGAGCAUAUCAACUUGUUAGCUCUACUCAAGACGAUUGGACCUCCAAAGGAUAUAGUGACCAAAGCUGGGAAGAAAAUGCAGCGCUGUGAGGUCAAGCUGUAUGAUGAGACCUGUCCAUCAUUUCCUAUUGUUCUAUGGGAUACAGAGAACAUUGAGCUUGUGCAACGUUGGAUGACACAUGAAACAGUUGUGUUUGCUUUUGACAUCAUGGUCAAGUUUGACAACUUCAGGUCUAGCAUGGUUGGAACAGUUGACUCGAAGACUAUCUUCAUAAUAAAUCCAGAUACCCAAAAGGCCCAUUCUUUAUUCAAGUUUGGACAGUCCCACGAUCCUAGUGAUGACACGACUGGCGAUGCGGACAAACAGAAUGUUGAUCUCUCUACAAUCAAGGACGUGUACAAAGUAGACCAGAUUAAGAGUUUAACCAGAGAGAGUCAUGAUGGGGUUGAAUACGGCAUCACCUACGCCUUCCUUACGGCUCUGGACAUUGACAAUAGUACAAGAAAUGGUAUCUCAAUGAGAUGCGCAAGCUGUAAGCGCCGAGUACAAGUAGAUUCUGCAAAUUUCGGCUGCAUCAAUCCCAACUGUCCAUCCUUGCUUUCUGGUAAAACUGACACAGUCAUGACCUUUGACAUCCCAGUUGACCUCUCUGAUAUUACAGGCACUCUCAGUGGGUGUUACCUCGGAGGAACUCAAGCUGAAGAAAUGCUCAAAUGCUCGAUGGAUGAGUUCAUUCAGUACACAGACCAACAGAAAACAGACCUCAAAUGGAAAUAUCUGCUGGAGAGAUGCAAGGUCUACUUCAAGGUAUCCCAACCUGGUGCUAAGCGUGUUGUUCGUGUCCUAUCAUGUAGCAAAGCCGACCCCAUGGAAGUUAUUCCACACCUCUAGUUUACUGAUGGUGAAACGAUUGGAUGCAAGUCUGCCCAGGUAACUAAUAACAAGGAGC